This is a messenger RNA of Mesorhabditis spiculigera, 405 nucleotides long. The record is from the annotation of a GenBank genome assembly. Lineage: Eukaryota; Metazoa; Nematoda; Chromadorea; Rhabditida; Rhabditidae.
AUGAGCCUCCAAAUUUCCCUCACCGCUUUGGUUCUCAUUGGAGUCGCUCAUGCCAGGGGCACCCAUCGCGACUGGAAAUGUCUGGAGGGGCUUGGGAUGUAUGGCGCCAUCUACGACUACUGGACCGGCGGCCAGCUGGGUAAGGCCGAAUUUGCCGCCUGCGGAUUCUACGAGUACGAACCGGUCAACGCCGAUUGCCAGAAACGAAUUGGUACCUACAAAUGUGGUAUCGUUGCUGUGGCGGCGAACGCGGGAAGCGGGCCAAAGGAUGAGCCGUAUAUCGCCAGACUGGAGCAGUGGAAUUUUUUGGUCAUGGGCGUCACGCUGAAAUUCAAAUCCGAGCCGCACUACUGCACGAACGGAACCCUUGAGGCGUUGGACGCAAUGGGUGCCGGGACCAAAAAC